Messenger RNA from Archocentrus centrarchus (flier cichlid), 3499 nucleotides. Its product is annotated as B-cell receptor CD22-like. The transcript has 12 exons. Gene Ontology annotation, cellular component: membrane. Bases 7 to 2385 code for a protein of 792 amino acids. The record is from RefSeq and is a predicted model, not a curated record. Gene Ontology annotation, biological process: cell-cell adhesion. NCBI's taxonomy places the organism in Eukaryota, Metazoa, Chordata, Actinopteri, Cichliformes, Cichlidae.
AGAGCAAUGAGUGGAGCUGCUAUGAGUUUAAUAACAGCGAUCAGUGGAUUUCUUCUUCUCCUCACUGUGACAGCGGUUCAGGGUCAGAAUGGUUGGGGAGUGACUUACACUUCUACACAGAUCUGCGCCAUAAAAGGAUCAACAGUGGAAACACACUGCACCUACAUGUACCCAUCCAGAGGAUAUACAGUUAAAAAGAAAUUCUGGUUUACAAAAGAGAGCAAUGAUGAUUAUGUGGAUCUGAGAACAGACCCAGAGUAUUCAGGUCGUGUUCAGUAUCAGUGUAAAAACACAGACUGCUCUCUGAGAAUCACAGACCUGAGAGAGAGCGACUCAGCUCAGUACAAGUUCAGAUUCACAAUAAACCAUCUAAGUGGGAAAUAUUAUGGUUCACCUGGAGUCAGUUUGACUGUCACAGAUCCACAGCUCCAGGUACAUGUGAGGAGAUCAACAGGAAACUCUUAUUCUAACUGGACAGAGCUGACAUGUCACAGCAACUGUCAGCGACCUGAUCAAUCUUCCUACAUCUGGUACAAGAAUGGAGACAAACUUUCAGCAGGAAAACAAUAUUUUUAUUUGGACACAUUUGAUUCUACAGACAGGAUUUCCUGUGCUGUGAAAGGACAUGAGGGUUUCUGUUCUCCAGCUGUGUUGGUACAGGGUCAGAAUGGCUGGAGAGUGACUUACACUUCUACUCAGAUCUGUGCUGUAAAAGGAUCAACAGUAGAAAUACGCUGCAGCUACACAUAUCCAUACAGUACACAUUAUCAAGUUCAACAGAAAUUGUGGUUUACUAAAGGCACUAACAAAGAACCUGUGGAUCUAAAAUCAGACUCAGACUAUAAAGGACGAGUGGAGUAUCGUUGUUCUGGGCAGAGCUGCACUGUGAGAAUCACAGACCUGAGAGAGAGCGACUCAGCUGAGUACAAGUUCAGAUUCAUAACAAACCAACCAGAUGGUGGAUAUACUGGUUCACCUGGAGUCACUUUGACUGUCACAGCUCUCCAGGUGCAGGUAAUCACAGCACAGCACCUACAGGGUUAUACCCAGGUACAGCUGAGAUGUCACAGCAGCUGUUUGCCUGAUCAUCCUUCCUAUGUCUGGAUCAGGAAUGGGCGAAACACUUUGAGUCAAACAUCUUCUUCUAUCCAGUCUUCAUUUGAUCCUGCAGACUUCAUUUCCUGUGCUUUAAAAGGACACGAGUCGUUUCCCUCUCCAUCAGUGUCUGCUCCAAGAUAUGUUUCAGUGUGGGUGCACCCUUCUAAAGAAAUCAGGGAGGGCAGCUCAGUGACUCUGACCUGUAGCAGUGAUGCUAACCCAGCAGCUAAACUCUCCUGGUACAAGAAGGAUGGUCAAACACCUCUCAGUAAUGAACAGCAGCUCUCCUUCAACUCCAUCCGAUCCUCUGACUCUGGAGAGUUUUACUGUACAGCUGAGAAUAAGCUUGGCAGGAGAACAUCUGAAUCCAUCUCUGUUGAUGUGACGUAUGCUCCCAAAGCUGUUACUGUGUCAGUGAGUCCCACUGGUGAAAUCAAGGAGGGCAGCUCAGUGACUCUGACCUGCAGCAGUGAUGCUAACCCAGCAGCUAAAUACACCUGGUACAAGAAAGAUGAUCAUAAGCCUCUCAGAGAAAACUCACAGCUCUCCUUCAGCUCCAUUCAGUCCUCUGACUCUGGACAGUAUUACUGUGAAGCUGUAAAUAAAGUGGGGAGGGGGACAUCUCAAUCCAAUUUGAUCGAUGUGAAAUAUGCUCCAAAGCUUCCCUCUGUGUCAGUGAGUCCCUCUGCUGAGAUAGUGGAGGGCAGCUCAGUGACUCUGACCUGCAGCAGUGAUGCUAACCCAGCAGCUAAUUACACCUGGUACAAGGAGGAUGAAGACUCCCCUAAAGCAUCAGGACAGAACUUCACCAUCACUGACUUCAGACCUGAACACAGUGGGAGUUAUUACUGUGUCGCCCAGAACAGCAAAGGAUAUCAGAACUCCACCUUAGAGCUGACUAUUGUGGGAGGAGUGGGGAGGUUAGCAGCUGCUGGAGUAACUGCUGCUGUUCUCCUGCCUGUCAUAGUCUUCUCUGUCUUCCUGUGGAUUCGAAAAAAGAGGAAGUCCAAGGAAUCUGCUGAAUCUGAAGACCGAACAAACCACAGAGAACAGAGACAGCUACAGGAGCAGGAUGAUCUUCAGUAUGCCAGCAUCCACUUCAACAACCAGGCAGAUCCUCUCUACUCCAACAUGAGAGCAGCUCAGCCCCGCAGACACACGGAGGAACAGGAAGUUGCCGAGUACACUGCUGUUAGAUUUAACAGAGGCAGUGAAGCCAAGAGAGGCAGAAGUCACGAAACAGAAGAGUCGUCAUGUGGAUUGUACGCCACAGUCAACAAAACCUGAUGAACAUGACAGGCAGCUGAUGGAGGGAUAUUUGACUUUUGUUUUAAAUGUAAAGCUCAGUUGAAGUUAUGUUGCUUCUAAAAAUAGGUGCCAUAUUGUUAUAUUGCUACAUAUUUAGAAAAUUAUUACUGUUACUGUGCUGUGAAAAGUAUUUCUCCCCUUCCUGUUUUUUCUUGUUUCAUAUUUGUCACACUUACAUGUUUGAGAUGAAACUAAUUCUAAUAUUACACAGAGAUAACCCAGAUAACCUGCCAGAGCUGCUGAAUCAUUUUAAUAGAACCUGUCUGACAAAGUGAAGCAGGCUGAAAGAUCCAACAAAGCAAACAGAUGGAAACAAUCCUCAAGACUUUUGGGAAAAUAAUCUGCAGGCUCAGGAGAAAAAGUGACCUUUUUGAAACCUGACGUAAAAAUAACAGCAUUUCAUAAAAAGAGCAUCACACCAACAGUCAAACAUGGUGGUGGUAGUGUGAUGGUCUUAGGCUGCUCUGCUGCUUCUAGACUUGGACAACUUGUCAUAAUUCAUGGAAACAUGAAUUCUGCUCUCUUCCAGAAAAGCCUGAAGGACAAUCAGUUUGUGCCCUGAAGCUCAGCUGCACUUGGGUUAUGCAACUGUCAGGGAUGGCUGUGUGGCAGGAUUGGACCCCAAUGCUGCUCUCAUGAGACAGGACUAAACUCAAAACUCUGCUUUAUUUAGCUUCUUAAAUCAGGGAAACCAAACAAACUGAACACUGGGCUGGUCAGGAGAAACAGGAGGACACAGCACAGGAACCUACAACACGACAAAGGACCAGAGAAAACACAGACAAUAAACACACACAGGGAUAAUUAAACGAGGAACACAAGAGUACACGGCUGAAACCAAUUAGGAACACAAGACAGAGGAAGCAAAACAGCUCAUGAAACACGAGGAAGUCACAACACAGAAAUAACCUCACUUUAUUAAUUUUUAAUUGAGAAUUUUAUUGUUUCUGCCUUUACUGGAUACAAAUGAGUAAUAAGAUUUACAGAAAAACUACUUUAAUGUUUCCAGUUUAAGUAUUUCUAAUCUGAUCUAAGAUCAGCCUCAGUGAUAGAUGAUGGCUCUCUGACAGCCACAGCAGAGAUUUUUCACUUA